CGGCGCUUGUGUUAGCAUGUCGAGAGCUGACGUUGUCCUGCUGGGACAGAAAAACUAACUUUGGGAAUGAUAUGUGAUAUCUAUACUAUUAGUUCUUACAAUUUAUCAACCUGUCCGUGUUCUUUAACCGCCAAGUUUAUUUUAGGAACAGCCAGACGGUUCUCAUCUCACAUACAGUAGUUACACGCGAUCAUUGUGCUUCAUAGCGGGGAAAUGGAGUCUGUGUUCAUACUGUUACAUCACUUUGCGGCAGCCUGACUUUGAGUUGUGUUUGGCUGACUGUUUAUCCGUUUUCUAAUAGUGCUACUUUUUGACUGGCACUGCUGAUGCUGUGGGAGACACACACAGAGCAGUAAUUCAUACACAAAGCACGAAGUGGCAGCUUGGUAAAUUAGUUCUACUGGAAAUGGCAAUUUGCACGAAUAUUAAUCAUAAUGUAAAUAUUAGGAUUAAGAUAAGUGGCAUUCAUUUGCAUGUAAAUGUGUAAGUUCACUGCUAUUCCCAAAGCAAACUUGGAUGAUGCAAAUGUGUGAAAAACACUAAUCGCAGCGGCACCUUCUGACUGCAUUACUCUAAUAUGAUAAUGUUGCAAUUAACCUCAGCCUCUUUUGAUUAAUGCAAUUGUCAUUGCAGUAGCCGUUUUACCAGCUCGCUGUCCUCACAGGCUCAUGUUAUCCUAGAUUCUUACAAAUCACAAAGACACUUUGCAGCUCCUGUGUUUUUAACAAAUUGGGAUAAAAUGAGUCUAUAGUGCUAAACAAAGCAUUCUCCGAAACUGAGAGAUUGAGUUUCCAGGGCAACAAACCGUGUAGCGUCAUGGGGCACACAGCUAACAUACAGUAACACUGUGGUAAAAAAUACAAAUACAAAACAAACAAAACAUUAGCGCUGAAUUGAGGUAAGAAAAGCCAGAAAGGUGCUUUAGUGACACAAAACAACGGUGUGAGAGAGACUACUCCCUCUACUGUGACUAGAGAUUCAUACACCCAGAUAUGCACAUUCCCUGAAUGUAUCUUAUGUGUAUACAAGCAGAUAAACCUCCAAACACCUGUGAUUCAUUAUCACAGCUGUAUGUGUGAUCAUGCAGAACCGAGUGCUGAUAGAUGAAAAAGUUCACAUUUGUUGAACCAUAAUGGCAGAGGGGCUGUUUGUGCGAGCGGUUUGCUCAGUAACAGGAAGUGCCCUGUUGAUAGCGUGUCCUGACAGCCUGAGUGGAAGCCAGAGGCCAGGUCGGGACUGGCAUGUAGCGCUUUGUACCGUACUGUGUGUGUGGCUGGACUUGUUUUUACAGGCAUGAUCCAGACCAACGGAACCCCUUAAGGUACCUGUAAGCCCCAAAUAGACAAUUGUGCAUGUUUUUUCUUUUUUUUGCAGUCUACAUAUUCCCUUCAAAGCAUGAAUCAUAAUCCUAUAGGACAAUAUUUUAAAACCUGUUUUGUAUAUUGUAUUCGGUGAUUUUUUUUUGCGGUUGACUUGAGACUGCAUUGAUGUGAACAGAUGAACAAUAACAAAUUCAAGUACAGUCAUACAAAGUACACAAUAUGUAAACAAUAUAUAAGCAAUUUACAAGUAUAUAUAUAACGAGACAGAGAUGCAGUCUCAGAUCUCAAAGCACUAGAUCACAGGCAAACAUGUGACAUCAUUUUUUUGAGCUCGGAGAAUCGCACCCGUGUUUUAACUAGCAGCCAUCAAACCAAAGAGCAAAAAUUUUAAUUGCUGUCAUUAACUCAAUUAGUGGUAUUGUUACUGGCAUUAGUGUUCGGUGUGGUUGCUACUGAAAUACCCCCAUUGAUACUCCGCUCCCUCCCUGGUCAUACAUACUAAGUUGAGUUGUGAGUUUUAGCAGCGAAACAUUUGAAUGUGCCAAAUUCUAAUAGCUCCCUCGUGAAGCUCUGCAACAUGUCUCAUGUUUGACACGGUUAAUACCAAGUGUGUUCAAGAAGUAUCUUCUUCAAAACAAAAUAAAUCACAAGCAAACAGUGUUGUGUCAUGAGAAAAGGCUUGAAAAUGCAGAAAGUCUUUUGUUUAAGUCUUCUUGUUUCAGAGAUGAUUAGUGUAUAAACAUACAUAGAUAGUUUAUAAACACUUAUAUCGUGAGCAGAUAUUUCUGACUAUUAAUGUGGUUAAUAAUAGGAAAUAUGAGUCAAGGCUGGUGUGUAAACAGUUCAUGUUCUCUAUGAUGAACACUUUGCAUUAACAAACCGGUUACCAGCUACCAAGCUGAACUUGUUUUCAUUGAUAUAUUAGUUCAGCAUCCAAACCAUUGCAUGCUACAAAAAAUCUAUUUAUUGGACUUCAGAAUUCUACAAACCAGCAGUAAACAUUUUAAACCACAAGCCUUUGUCUCAAAUCUCAUAUUCCUUCAGGGAAAGUAAGAUAAGGUGCAAAGAGCAAGCUUGCAGCUGACUGGUUCCCAGCAGUUGAAAAAAAGUCUCCGCUCCCUGGAGCUGGAGGAAUGAAUCCAGGGAAGGGCAGGUAGGUGAGAAGCGAGCGAUCUGUCCUAACCUGCUUUGUUGGAUCACAGUCCGCAGCCCUCAGCUUCCUCCUCCCAUGAGGCUUGUUAUUCUAACCAUGGCUGUGACAUCAGAUAUCUCUCAACGCUUCACUUUUGCAAGACUUAGCCAGCCUCCGAGUCACAGUAGGAGUAGUAGAGUAGUGUCGGGCAUUGUGUGGGGAAAGUUUAUUUGGAAUUCGUAAAGGAAGUGAGCAGCUUGACAGAGCAGCGUGCGUGCUGCGGUCAGCGCUACGUGUGGGGCUGUAACACCUAGUAUCACUUCAGAAAGAAAGCUGCGAGGACAAGAGAGGAGUAGAUUGACUUUCACAGGUGCCGGUCCACAUCGGCGUCCCCCGUUCUCGCUGCCACUCAGGGGCCGAGCCAGCAGCCUGUCCUCAGCGACGGGGAAAACUCGGGGAAGCAGAGACGGUACGCCAGGACCGACGGCAGGUUCCUAGUGCGCGCUGAAUGGAGCAGCAAGACCGCCACCUUCUGCGGCGGCGCGUCGCCCACUGGUGACACCGACUUCCAAGGCCGCCUCACCAAGUCAAAGAGCAUCAGCUGUUUGGACAACCGGCUCUCCAUCUACAAGCCUCAGGCUCCAACCAAAUCCUGCGGGGAAAGUCCAUGCGGCCAGGAGCCACCGGGGGAACCCUGUAGGGGAGAUGGACUAAACGGCGGGCCCCUGAGCUGGAGCACGCUCUCCCUGGGACCUUCCUCCAACCAAAGCCACAAGGGCGCUCUCUCUCUUCCCCGCUCGGUAGCGGGUGUUCCCCCCACCGCCAUCCGCAAAAAGAUCUCAGAAUGGGAGUGCCGCAGGGGGGCUCUGCAUAGGAUGAGCUUGUGCGUCGAUAAAAGAGGAGAGCGCGUCGGGGGCAGCGAGGGCUGCCCCAGCCUGCUCUCUUCUCCCUGUAGCGAGAAGGCGUUUGACUUCAAGGCUGUCCGCAGGAUGAGCACGGCUUUCUCAGAAUGCUCCUACACAGAGGAAGAGGAAGGGGUUUCCGACAAAGACGGCGUAGGCCGCUUCAAGAAGAGGACAGGGAAGACGGAGUCCUCGGGAACAUUUGUGCGUUCCCUGUCCGCCCGCAAGGAGACGUCAGCCGUUCUGAACAGGAUACAAAAGAUAGAGCAAGCCCUGAAGGAGAACCCCAGCCCAUCCCCUCCACGAUAUCUGAGUAACUGCUAUGCUCCCGACAAGACAAGACAAAAGUCGUUUGUGAUCGGAGACGACUUGGACAGCACCUGCACCAGUAAGCGCAGCAGCAUUUGCUCAGUGGCCACGGAACCCGACGCUGUUUUGGUGUCCGAUAAGCUCUGUAAGCUCAGACAGAGGUUUAGCAUGUGCUCGGCCAGGUCCGAGAGCCCGGAACCGCCGGGCCAACCGCCGGCUGUCGGCACACCCGUCAACCCCUUACCGAAGCCCAAACGCACUUUUGAGUACGACGCCAAGCGGGGCCAGGAGGGCGAGUCGCCGGCCAACGGAAUACCUCCAAGCAAAGCCCUCGAGUCCCCGCCGCCGCUGCCCCUGACCCCUGCACCCAGCGUCAAUCGGACGGUGCAGGCCGAGGGGAGCCCCCCGGCGAGACCACAGGACAGGGAGUCAUGUGAGUCGGAGAAUGCUACGAGUAGUCUGCCUUCUUCUUAUCCGUCCUCACCUACAGAGAACGGCACACUGACCACAGGCACGCGGACUCGGCCCAACUCCAAAAGCACUUUAGAGGAGAAUGCCUAUGAAGACAUUGUAGAGAAGGAGAACCCCUAUGAGGAUGUUGACCUGAAGCGGAAGAGUUUUGGUCGGAAGUCAUGUCUGUUGGAGGGCAACAGAUCGUGGAGCACCAUGGAUAGGAAGCUGAACUCUCCGCCUCAGUUGCCUUCCAAACCCAGUAGCCAGUCUCUUCGCCUCCCUGGUCCAAGUGACAGGAAGAGCCAUCGCAUGGCUCAGUUGUCCAAGCGCUACAGCCACGAUGAGAUGCUGCUUCCCUCUCAGCGGGCUGUAUCCACGUCACCCUGUGGCCGGCUGACGGAUGAUAGCCUCUGUAGCGCUGGUGAUACUUUGGCCUCACACAGGCACUGGAGGAUCCCCAAGCUCGUCCAGAGGAUCAACUCCAUUUACUGCACUAAACGUGGGAAGAAGAGGCUGAAGAAGCUGAACAUGUCCAAUGUUGAGACGGCAUCUCUGAGAGAUGACAACAGUGAGAGUGAGAGUGACUCUGAUGACAGGUUCAAAGCUCACACCCAGAGGCUGUUGAAACUGCAGUCCAUCCUUCGACGGGCGCCCAGCUACCGCACGCUGGAGCUGCAGCUCAUUGAAUGGCAGGAGAGAGAACUCUUUCAGUAUUUUGUGGUUGUUUCUCUCAAAAAGAAACCCAGCAAAAACUCCUACUCCCCGGAGGUCACUUACCAGUUCCCUAAGCUAGAGAGACCCACCAAGCAGAUGAGGGAGGCCGAACAGAGGCUCAAAGCCAUACCUCAGUUUUGUUUUCCAGAUGCAAAGGACUGGAGUCCUGUGUCUGAGUUCACCAGUGAGACUUUCUCCUUCAUGUUGACGGGAGAGGACGGCAGCAGGAGGUUUGGUUACUGUAGACGCCUGCUGCCCAGUGGGAAAGGAUCUCGCCUUCCAGAGGUGUACUGUGUCAUCAGCAGACUGGGCUGUUUUGACUUGUUCUCUACGAUCCUGGAUGAGGUAGAAAGGCGUCGAGGCGUCUCAGCAGCCCUCGUCUACCCCUUCAUGAGGAGUCUAAUGGAGUCUCCCUUCCCUGCACCAGGGAAAAUUAUCAAAGUAAAGACCUUUCUGCCCGGUGCAGGAAAUGAGGUCAUCGAGCUGAGGCGGCCCACAGACUCCAGACUGGAGCAUGUGGACUUCGAUAGUCUUUUCAGUUGUCUCAGUGUGCGGCAGGUGAUACGAGUCUUUGCCUCGCUGCUGCUGGAGCGUCGGGUCAUCUUCGUGGCUGAUAAACUCAGCACCUUGUCCGGCUGCAUGCAUGCAGUGGUGGCGCUGCUCUACCCUUUCUCCUGGCAACACACCUUCAUCCCCGUGCUGCCGGGCUCCAUGUUGGACAUUGUUUGCUGUCCCACUCCCUUCCUGGUGGGGCUGCUGUCCAGCUCCCUGCCAAAGCUGAAGGAGUUGCCUGUAGAAGAGGCUUUAAUGGUCGACCUGGGAACUGACCGAUUCAUUCGACAGAUGGACGACGAGGCCUCGCUGUUACCACGGAAACUUCAGGCGGCUCUUGAGCAAGCACUGGAGCAGAGGAAUGACAUCAUCAGCCAGGACUCGGACAGUGAGUCAGACGAAGAGUACAACUCCUUGAACAGCCUGGUGUCAGAGGCUUUCAUCCGCUUCUUCCUGGAGACCAUCGGACAUUACUCCUUGUUUAUCGCUCAGAAUGAGCGCGGAGAGCGCAUUUUUCAAAGAGAGACCUUCCGUAAAUCCGUGGCGUCUAAAAGCAUCCGUCGUUUCCUGGGUGUCUUCAUGGAGUCGCAGAUGUUUGCUGGUUUCAUUCAGGAUCGGGAGCUGAGGAAGAACCGGGCUAAAGGAUUGUUUGAGCAAAGGGUGGAUCAGUAUCUGGAGGAGCUGCCAGACACGGAGCAAAGCGGAGUCAACAAGUUUCUGAAAGGCCUCGGAAGUAAAAUGAAGUUUCUGCACAAAAAGAGCUGAGGGGAACUGCUCCUGUCGUUUUCAGUCUUACAACAAACUGAAGACCCGAUGUCUCAAGUCGCUGCAUUAUGAUGAUUCUCACCUUUUUGUAACGCUUUUCUUUUUCUUUAAAAAAAAAAUCUGUACAUAUUUCACUGUAAGCUGGCUGUGAUAUUCUUCAGUGUAUGUUUAUAGUUCCUUAUGAGAUAGCGGCAGUAAGACGGAGCACAGUGAGUGAGCCGUAGAGUAACCACUGAUGUCAGGUGUGCUUGUGAAGAGUUUUAUCAGGAUGUGUGAGCGUAUGUGACCUGACAGGUUAUAGAUGUACAGUCCAUGUGGUUUUAGUUUUGCAGUAUUUCACCAGCCUUGUCCUCUGUUUAAGGAGUGUGGAACCGCUUUGAAAACUGUACAUGCAUCAAGACAAUGAAGAAAAUGAUUGUAACUCCUCAUUGAGUCUUUUGCGAUCUUUUAUUAAAACAUUUUAUAAAUUCUUCAAAGUGCACUGCAUUGAGUCUACUUGUAAUAAGCACGUUAAUUAUCUGUGUUGUUAACUGUUGCUUAAAGGUCAAACGUUAUUUUCUAACCCGCACUUCCAAGUCAUAUCAAUAAAAAGAUUACAGAUGUAUCA
Gasterosteus aculeatus aculeatus (three-spined stickleback) is the source of this 6756-nucleotide messenger RNA. RefSeq names its product DENN domain containing 2B (gene dennd2b). The record is from RefSeq and is a predicted model, not a curated record. Gene Ontology annotation, biological process: positive regulation of ERK1 and ERK2 cascade. NCBI's taxonomy places the organism in Eukaryota, Metazoa, Chordata, Actinopteri, Perciformes, Gasterosteidae.